UUGUUAUGUUUGGGUGGAUCAGCGCGGCGCUCAACAUGACGGACAAACGCACUUUACGGCUGUAAGCAAAUUACAUUUCUACACGACUUGCUUCAAAUGAGCAUGUUGCAUUCAGGUGCAUAGCUCGGUGAAGGCGGACAGGUAAACUUCGUCGUGAUUUCGACCCGACCUGAGACACCUGUUGCUCCAGUUUCGACGCACAGGUGCCACUUUUUUUUUUUUUUUCUUUUCUCGCCCCCAGAACAAGGAGCAGCACCUGGGUAGACAUCCUAAACCGAAACUUGGAUUCAUUUCUUUAUUCUUUUCCACCUCAAAAAAAAAAAAAAAUAACUUUCGACUUUCCAGCUGCUAUGAAAGUCACUGUGACGUUCGGGGACACCUCGGUGGUGGUUCCCUGUAAAGCUGGAUGGAAUGUGCGGGAUUUGGUCGACCAAGCUACCCGCAGAUACCGCAGGAUUUUGGAGCAGCCAGAGGAGCUCGAAGUGAAGACCCACCACUUGACCUACAUCGAUGGAGGGAUCAUGGACAUGGACGACCUGCUGAUCGACCUAGUGGAAGACCGAGACAAGCUCGUGGCGGUGUUCGACGUCCAGCGCGGGAGGACCGAGCCCCGAGAGACGAUGUCCAACGGCUACUCCAGCGCCGCCCCGAGCCCCGAACUCCUCCAGUACUUCUCCCACCUGCAGCAGCAGCAGCAGCCAAUCAGAGCGGAGAUCGAAGUCAACGAGGCCAUCCUCAAAGCCAACACACCUCUGUUGGUGAGGAGCAGCAGUGACUCGGCCCUGGCCCCCGCCCGCGAGAUCAGAGCCACGCCUCCACCCGAUGACCGCAGCAACAGGUCUCCUGAUCCGGAAAUCAACCAUGUGCUGAAAGGAGCUCUGGACCGACUGCACACGGACGACCCCCACAAGAUGAGCAAAGUGAACUACAGCAGCCUGACGAGGGUGGUGGAGUUUCCGAGUGACUGGGGACCCCUGGGUAUCCACGUGAUCCCAUACUGCUCCUCUCUCAGUGGACGGACCCUGGGCCUAAACAUUAAAGGAAUCGAGGAAAAGAGCCGCUCGGCGAGGGAGAAAAUCUUCCGGCAGGACGAGUGCAUCGUGCAAAUCAACGACACGCCACUCCAGGACAAGACCUUCGCAGAGUCACAGGAAGUGUUCCGCCAGGCCAUGACGUCCUCCGCCUCGUCCGUGCGCCUGGAGGUCCUCCCGGCCAACAAGCCGCGCUACGAGAAGGGCCUGAUAGGUCAGCUUUUCACCGGCGACGGCAAAGAGCCCACGGCGAAGGCAAAGAGUCCCAUGGUGCUCCGUGCCAAAGCUCAACCGGAACCCAAACAAGACGUCAACACCAAACAAGAAGUGAGGAGGCCGGACGCGCGCGCCAGGACGCCAGAGACGGCCGCGGCCAACACGGCGCCAGCGCAGCGCCAUCCUGGGCACGGCUCCUUGGAGAGAGUCUCUCCCUCACCUCCGGCCAGGGGGGCGAGCUCCUCCCCCUCACCCAGGACCCCAAGCCAGAGCCCCCUGGCCAGUAACAGCCCUGUUCCUGGCAUAAACACCCUCACCAGCAGAACGGGAGGCAAGAAGAUGAAAAUUGAACUGAAGAAAGGUGCCGAGGGUCUGGGCUUCACCGUGGUAACGCGGGACUCCACGGUCCACGGGCCGGGGCCCAUCCUGGUGAAGAACAUCCUGUCGCGCGGCGCAGCGGUCAAAGAUGGCCGCCUGCAGCCCGGAGACCGCAUCCUGGAGGUGAACGGAGUAGACAUGACGGGCCGUAGCCAGGAGGAGCUGGUGGCCAUGCUGCGCAGCACCAGGCAGGGAGAGAGUGUGGUUGUGGUGGUGGCCCGGCAGGAGGACAUGUUCCUGCCGCGGGAACUGAAGGGGGAAGAGGACGGCAGUCUGGUGUUGGAGGACGGCAGGGAGCAGCUGAUGUACGAGAUCCCCCUCAACGAGUCGGGUUCUGCCGGCCUGGGGGUCAGCCUGAAGGGCAACAAGUCCAGAGAGACCGGGGAGGACCUGGGCAUCUUCAUCAAGUCCAUCAUCCACGGAGGGGCCGCUCACAAGGACGGUCGGUUGAGCGUCAACGACCAGCUGAUCGCGGUGAACGGCGAGUCGCUGCUGGGACGCUCCAACCACGCCGCCAUGGAGACGCUGAGACACUCCAUGUCGUCUGAGGGAAACGCCAGGGGAACCAUCCAGCUCGUAGUGCUCCGAACAUCCAGACAGAUUGGCAGUGGCACCCCCGCACACAGCACCGCAACAAACGGGUCCGCCGCCCAUCAGCCGAACAACCACGCGGGCUCCAGCAAUCAGGAGCCAUGGGGCCACAAUGCACCCAAGGGGCCCUCAGGACCCUCUCGACCCCCGAACACAGAGCCCACCGUGAACGGAGCAAGUCACACCCCGAUGACGACCAACAACUUUGCGUACGGGAACUCUGGAAGCGCUCCGUAUUCCGUUGCGACCGCCAACGGCAGCAACAGUCACUACGGCAACGGCGAUGAGGAGUACGAGGAAGGCUUCCCCUCGCCGCCCUCCCCCGGCACCAUGGAGGAAAUGAAUAGAGACUCACCGCGAACUCUCCCACGCCACAGCGAGUUCCAGAAGCAGCCCCGCGAGGCUCCGGCUGCUUUCUAUGCAGACGACAAGGACAACGUGCCUCGCAACAGAGCGUCCAAGAGCAUGGACCUGGUGGCUGAUGAGAGCAACAUGGGAUCAAUGGUCGGGCAGAGGAAUGAGCCGUCAGCCGGCGGAGCGCUGGGCCCGACCCUGGGCCUCUGGAAGUCCAGCUCCCUGGAGAGUCUCCAGACGGCCGUGUCGGAGGCCAAGCAGAGUCGCAACAAAGCCCAGGUGCCCUUCCACCGGCCGCGGCCUCACAUGGUGCGUGGGCGCGGGUGCAACCAGAGCUUCCGCACAGCCAUCGACAAGUCCUACGACGGGCCCUCUGAAGAUGACGACGACCUGUCGGACCGGAGCUCCGGUUUUGAAACGCCCGUCAGCAGCUCCUCUCGCCAGGGCCUCGACGCAGACGACGGGAAGAAGAAGAAGAAAACCAAAGGGAAGAAGAAGGAGAAAAAGAGCAAAGGGAAGAAGAAAGCUGACGAUUCUGUGGACGACCCGGAGAAGAAGACCAAAAAGAAAGGAUUCGGCCUCUUAAGGUUUGGUAAGAAGAAAGACGACAAGAGCAAAGAUGCUGCCAAAGCGUCCAAGGGCAAACUGGAGGCCCUCAGUGAAGAGGAGCUGGACCGGAACCAGGACCAGCGGGGCAGCUACGACCCGCGUUACGCCGAGGUCCGAUCGGGCCACCUCACCCCGGACUCCGCCUCCUUCCCCGACGUGGAGGACGACGACAGCGACCCCAACUACGCCCGCAUCAACAACUUCCGCCCGCCGCCCUCGCCGCAGCCGUUCGUCAGCCGCACGCCCUCCCCGGCGGCGCUGUCGGGGCCCAACUCGGCCAGGGCUUCCUCCGAGGAGCUGGACGGGCUCUACGCCAAGGUCAUGAAGUCCAGACCCCCGGCGGCUGUGCAGAACCAGCAUCAAACACAGGCAGACAGUGAUCCGCGUGUGAUCCGUGAUCCGCUCCAGGGGCUGCGUCGCGAGUACCAGCAGGCCCGAGCCGCUCCGGGCUACGACGAGCUCGACAACCAACGACGCAGAGUCCUGGACCACGACCCGAACCGGAUGGCACCCAGAGGUGCUGACUCUCGACCCAUGCCCCGCUACGAAGAGUCGGACCGGCAGUACCCCACACAGCCCAGGAGGGAUCCAUAUGAUUACACCACCCACUCCAGGACCGCGCCAAGAGAACCAGCUUACCCCGGGCACUACCAUGACCCUCCACCUUCCAGCCGUGCCCAGCUCCCCCAGACUGGCCCGCAAUCAUCCCAUCAGGCGUCCAACCACCAGCGCUACUACCCCUCGUCUCCCGGCCCAGGACAGCAGCAACGCGCUGCAGUAAGGCAGGACGUCCCCCCGUCUCCCACCGCGGGCCAGAGAGGGCGCCACUACUACGAAGCCGUCGGAGGGCGGGGAGACGGCCACGGGCAGGUCAGCCAGGGCCACUACAACAGCCCAGAGAGGUACCCCGACACCGGGGAGCGCUACAACAGCCCCGAGCACUACGGCUACGAGGACGAAAGACAACCAGACCCAAGGCAGAAGAACCCCAUGAUAGGUGCGGUGUAAAAAAAAAAAAAAAAAAAAAAGGUUCUCCAGAGUCACAGACCCGUCUCAUCAAACCAGUCACACAAAAGAUAUAAAUAACUCCAAAUUCAUGUGUUUCCAGAUUUGUGAAACAUAAUAUCAGCUGUCUGGGCUGCCAGUGUGGAUAAGUGAGAUUUGGCCAUAUUAACUUAUCUGAUCAGGAACCCUUGAAAGCUAUAAGUGACAAGCUGGGAGGCUAAAAAAAGGCUUAUUUUCAGAACCAUCUGGUCAUAACUCUCUCCACAGGCCAAGACAGAUUUAUCAAGCGUUAUGGACUCGUGUGUGUGUGUGUGUGUGUGUGUGUGUGUGUGUGUGUGUGUGUGUGUGUGUGUGUGUGUGUGUGUGUGUGUGUGUGUGUGUGUGUGUGUGUGUGUGUGUGUGUGUGUGUGUGUGUACAUGUAUACACGUUUGCAACCGCUUGUGUACAUAUGCAUGUGUGCCAAUGUUUAUAUCGACAAUAUUUUGACAGAUUUUAUGAUGUAGAUUUGAAAUUAAGGGCAAUUAAGUUAAUGACACAUUUAUAUAGAGUUUACUUAAUAUAUUUAGUGUAUAGAAUCAUAGAUUUUCCAGCAUUUUGCACAAGCUGAUCAAACUGAAGGAAACAAAGAAGGAUCACCUUGACCAGCCGGGCCAGGUGGCACAGGAAGGUGAAGUGGACAAACAGGAAAAGGAAGUAACUCCCCUUCAAAGUAUCCUCUCGUCCUUGAUGUUUUGUCUGUUGGACUUCCUUUACAUCCUGCUAUAACUCUUUUGAUAUUUGUAUUUUUGCCUUUGAUUAUCUGGAUGUGGAUGUGGCUGACACAUUUACUGCUAUUUGUUAGACGUAUAAAUGCAUCGCAUAUGAAUUUAUUUGUGAUAUUUUGGUGGUGUUUCUAAUGAAAUUGUAUAAAUGUUGAUCCACACACAGAUUAAUAAAAGUAUUCUGCGUGAAUUCUCACACAUGGUGCAGCUAAUAAAUAGCUACAUAAAUAAAACAUUUUUAUCUUUUGCUCUAAGUCACUGCACUGAUUUGAUUCAAAAAU
This is a messenger RNA of Anoplopoma fimbria (sablefish), 5227 nucleotides long. RefSeq names its product par-3 family cell polarity regulator beta a (gene pard3ba). Gene Ontology annotation, cellular component: adherens junction; cell cortex; apical junction complex. Lineage: Eukaryota; Metazoa; Chordata; Actinopteri; Perciformes; Anoplopomatidae. The record is from RefSeq and is a predicted model, not a curated record. Gene Ontology annotation, biological process: establishment of centrosome localization; microtubule cytoskeleton organization; intracellular protein localization. Gene Ontology annotation, molecular function: phosphatidylinositol binding; protein binding.